CCUCCCUCUCCCCUUGCCUCUCUCCCCUUGCCUCUCUCUCCUCUCUCUCUCCCGUCCCAGUUGUCUCGAGGCUCCGCGUGCAAUUGCGGGGAGGGAAGGCGCGCGCGGCUGUCUCGAGAGAGAUCACUCAUCUCAGCCUCCACCAUCUCCCCCUAGCCUCUUCACGCGUGUGUCCCCGUGCGUGCUGCCCGUGCGUGUGUGUGGGGGGGUGCCGUGGGUCUCUGUGCCUCCUCCCCCCGUCUAGUGUGCGUGUUUGUAGGAGGGCCGUGAGUGAGUGCGUACUAAGCUCAUAGCAGCGGCGGUGGCGACGGUGGGAGCUACUCCUUUCGUAGCUUGCAGUCUUACCCCCACCCCAAACGUUCACAGUGGUGUUAUUGUUGUUGUUGUUCCAAAGCUCACUUGGAUAGAUAGACUUGCUGGCCUUUAUGGAGCGGUGCGAGAGAUCUGUUAAGGCUGUGAUGAAACUGGGUUCUUUGUGAGUGCGGUCUGUCCGUCCGUCCGUCUUUCUAUACGUGCGUGUGUGCGUAUACAUUUGCACACACACACGCGCACACGCGCACACGUACGCACGUGUGUGUGUGCGCUGUUUUGUUUUUUUCUGCACCCGCUGUGCCAUCCAUCGAUGGAGUGCCACGUGAAAAAGACCAAAGACACCAAUGGGCCCCCCACGGUGACCGCCAGCCCUGGGGAAGGAGCCACUUACGCCAUCACGUGCGGGGAAUGGAACGCGCGGCUCAUCUGGUGCAAGUUCGUGUGUCCCGGCAUCAACGUGAAAUGCGUUCAGGUUAAGGAGGAGCUCAUCACCCCCAAGGAGUUCGUGUGUCUGGCCGGGCGCGCGAGCCUCAAGGACUGGAAGAGGGCCAUCCGCCUCGGAGGGGUCAUGCUAAGGAAGGUGAUGGACGCCGGGCGGCUGGACUUCUACCAGCACGACACCGCCUGCUCCUCCAGCUGCCGCAGCACCAAGCAUGAGCCCCGCGGUCUGGGCGGCCCCGGGGGGGGCGCCGCCGCCGCCGCCGCCGCCGCCGCGUCCCUGUGGCCCGGCGGCGGGCGGCCCUCCGGCUGGCCGGGCAGCUUCUUGAAGGGCGACCGCCGCUACGUCGUGAGCGGCUGCGGGCAGCACCAGCGCAGGGGCGUCAUCAAGCAGCGCGCGAGCAAAGCGGGCGAGGACGCGACGGCCCUCAACGUCGGUGGCCACAAGCAGCAGCUGCAGCAGCUGCAGCAGCUGCAGCAGCUGCAGCAGCAGCAGCAUCAGGAGCAGCAGCAGGCAGGGGCGGCACAGCGGCUGGCGUACAGCAACGGGCACGGCAGCCUGAGCGAUGCCGUGAAGCGCGAGUGGUCGGAGGAGAGCAGGCGAGCGAACGCGAUGGGCGAGGGAGCGGGCCGGGCGGCCGGGCGGCCGGGGCACGACGGCUCGCUGAGGGCGAGGGAGGCCGUCAAGCGGAGCGGGGAGGCCUCGGUGGGCGGCGGCGGCGGCGGCGGCGGCAACAAAAGGGGACGCUUCGGCGCGGGUUCGGCCACGGCCGCGGCCGCGAUGAUGAACGGGCAAGCGGCGGUGACGCACGCCGGGGAGGACCGGGCACAGAAGCUCACGAUGGUCGCCAGAGCGGACCGGGCCGACCAGAGCUGCUCCCCCGAUUCCGAGCAGGACAGCGACUUGCCAGACCACGUGCUGCGGUUCUGGCGUGGCGUGGCGAGGGCCGGGCUGCUCGGCGAGGUGGUGGGCGCCGUGCAGAGGGAGCUGCAGGCCCGGCUCACCGGGCUGUGCCGACUCGCGCAGACCCCCGCCCUGCAGAUGGCCGACGCCGCCCUCCUUCACGGCACGGUCCAGAGCCUCGGCCUCUCGGGCCAGGUGGACCGGAUGCUGGCGAUCAACACGCACGGGGCGACCGCGGCUCGACGCACGGACGUCACGACGCACGGACACGGCGCGGCCGACGGUGGGACGGCGUGCGAGAAGCUGGAGGGGGCGAGCUGGCUGGAGGGGGCGGUGGCCGACACCAACGCCUCCGCGUCAGCCAACGCCGGGCGGCACGGAGCGGCAGCGAACACGGCGCUCGCGACGCGACUCUUCACUCAGCCAGUGUGACUCCCCCACCAAUCCCAUCACUCUGUGGUCCACCAACCCUCCGCCGCCGGGCAGCACGGAGCUUCAGCGAACACGGCGCUCACGACGCGACUCUUUACUCGGCCAGCGUGACUCCCCCACCACUCCCAUCAAUCCGUGCUCCACCAACCCUCGUGAAUCGUGAACUCCACACAACAGGGCGUCUCACUCGCGUUCGCUCGCCCACUGACUCAUCCACCUAUCAGCUCCUCCAGCUGCAUCCGACUCCACAAUGAGAGUAAAAGCAAAAACAAGUCAAAGUGGUUUGCUGAUUCAAAUUUGCAGCGGGGCGAGGGAGUGGAUUCUCAUUUCCACGGAUAUAACGAUUCAUGGAUCUUUACGCUCACAAUACUGGCAUCAAAUGGCGUGGGUAAUAAGCGAUUGUUUUCCAAUUCAUCAUACACGUUCAUUGUGUCCAUCGGGAUCAGAAUCUUUAUUUAUCCUGGAGGAAUCCGACGAGCUAUGAAGCUCUUUUCCACAGGCGUCCAUGUCUAUUCCACGACAGAGGAAAUAGAUUCGCUCGUCUUCACAUUUACACUGUGAACUCGAAUCUCGUCGUGAUCCUGAAUCGGGAGCAAUCGAUUUGAUUGUGGACAGGGUUCACCGCUACAUCCGCAUCAUCUCCCGUUCACAACACUGCGGCAGCUGCGGAAACGCCACCCUCGUGUGGCAGGCACUCGGUGGAACCUUUACGACAACGGCUUUUCGACGGCUCGCAAAGUCGCACUUCGUCCACUCACCCUUGGUCCGGUCGCAUCGGACCCAGUUCAGCUCCAACCAGGAUUGUGAGUUGCGCGCUCUAAACCACGCUCGGAGCCGCAUGAGCCGGAACGGCUGAGAGACCGCACGCACGCCCCCCCCCCCCCCCCCGCCCUGGGGGAAUUAACCUGGGCUCGCAUUCCGGGUUUGCCAGCCCCAGGUUGAGCUUGUUUUUGCCGAACGUGAGUCGAUGGCCUCGGCACGGCCACCAGUGGCUGCGCCGUGCGACUCUUUAUUCGAGUGUGAAUACUUAUUAUUUUUUGUUUUGUUUUUAAACAAUCUCAAAUGUAGUCGAACCCAGCUCUGAGAGCUACGUUUGCAAAACACGUACGCACAUAGCGAGACGGGGCGUUCGGAGAAACCCCCUCGAAUCUUUCGCGGGUAGCAGUUGUGCGAUGGCGGUGUAGAGAGGUUUGAAAGAGAUGUCACCGGGAGUGUGGGAGAGUGUGCAGCGCGCGUGUUCACGCGUUUGCGUGCGUGCGUGCGUGUCUACGUGUCUACGCGCAUGUAGACUGGUACAAAUACACUGUGUACAAAAUUAUAUGUAAGUAUUUACUUUGGCACACGUAUUCUCUCGAAAGAACGCCCCUCUUUUCAAGAUAUGCAAUUUACCUGUUGACCAAACCUCUGCAGCGCAAUAAUCGCCCUUAACGGACCAGCUGGAAGGACAGGAGGCGGGGCAAUGGGAACUGUCAAGAGGAGGAUGAGCAAGACAGAACGACAUCCGUGCUUUCACUUGAUUUGGCGUAAUCCACCCCCGAAACGCUGCAACGUCCGUUUGCCAUGCCGCGGGGCAUACGUAAGGCUAGCUCACAGGCCUCUGUGUCGAGGCCCUUCUCAACACUAUGAGGGUUCUAAACGAGAAUGGUUGUCUCGUGCUGUGAUUCCAGUAACACGAGGGGAAGCUCAAUAUAUAUUUAAAACAAUCAUAUCGGAUGUUCUUGCGUAGGGGUUCCGCAGAAAUCACGUCCAGGCAUGAGUCCAUUCGUGCUGAAUAAGCGUGACAAUGCAGCGAUUCGUCGGUGGUUAUGGAUUCUCAUGCUCGCAUUAAUUCGUCAACCCUGUGCUCGCGAGGCCUGAACAUUUACAAUGAAUGCAAAUCGUAUGCCAGUGUCACACUUGAGCCUAUGGGCCUGACCAAACGCCGUUUUAAAAGGGGCGAUGAAGGGAGAAACGUUACAAAGGAGGCAGUAAAAGUAAGAAAACAAUUAUAUAACAUCGUUGAAUCGUGACCCCGCAUCAUUUACAGUCACUUUGCAUAGGGAAGUGACCGGUUACACGCCUAGCGAUAGAUCGUUUAUUAUGUUGAAAACAUUAACACGUAACAAACACGUGUGUGUAUCUUGAUUUGAAGCUUUCGUGACUGCAGGAAUCCAUACUCUGGUUCUUUCGGUAAAGUCACGUAGGUAGAAAUAAGAUAAAAUAAAACAAACCACGACGUUUCGAUUGCAACGCAAGCAGUCUUCAUCGGGUGUGACAACCACGGCCAGGAAAAAAAACAUUUUCUUGCUGUGGUUGAGAUUGCUUGUGUUGCAAUCGAAACGUCGUGAUUUAUUUUAUUUUAUUUCUAACUACGUGACUUUACCGAAAGAACCAAUGAGUACGUGUGUGUAUGUGCAUCAAAAUAUGAGCAUACGUUUGUGUGCCUGUGCAAAUUCGAGGAUGGCCAUGCGUUCGUGGUUUGUGGACUGCACUACAAUCCUGGCAACCUGAGUUCGAUACCAAGUGGCGUUUGGUUUCUUUUACCUUGGUCCGGGCCUCCCCUAGGUUGACUCAGCCAGUUGCAAUGUCAUUACGAUAUUCACAAUAUUUGCGUGGUGCUGGUCAUACCACCUUUUAACAUGUGCACAAUGCUCGCCUUAAUAGGUGCUCGCUAACAUAGCACAUGCCCCGACAGUUGUGGGCAGACCAGCAGAGGUGACAGGGUAGCGUGUUUCUUUGGGUAUGGCAUCUCGAUAUGCAAUUCUCAAAACGUUCUGAUCUUCCCGGUUGUCUUACGAGGGCUAAACACUAUUUUGGUUAAGUUAUCAUUCAUUGUCCCAACCAAUCACAUUGGCAAAAAAAAUGCUUACCGACAUAUAGACUUUGUAUAAAAACCACUCCCUGUGUUAUAUAAUUUCGUUACAUCCUGUGUAUAUGUGUAGAGAGAGGCAAGGAUACGUAUUUGCACAUAGGAUAUAGAGAGCUUUGGCGUUAAGAGCAUUUGUAUAGACCGAUCUCUCCCAUGGGCGCGACCUGUUAUAUCAAGGCGCGUGUGUGGCAGUCCGACAUAAGCAGAGCACAAUCAGUGUACAAAAUCUGAAAGGUUACAACCGCCGUAGCUUGACCUCAUCAUCCAAUUAAUAUGAAUUGUAAGUAAUACUAACGAUAAUGAAAGUUUAACAAACAACAACAAAAUAUAGUCGUCGAAUGUUUCUUUAUGACGCACGUGCGCGCUUGCUACUGCGCGCGCGCGCGCGUGUCCGUGUACAUAUUUGUAGACGCAUAUUAAAACGUGCCGUUAGUUGUUUUUUUUUUACCGUGAGUUCAAAAUAAACGAAGGCGAGGCGCCGAUUUCCUCUCUUUG
Messenger RNA from Petromyzon marinus (sea lamprey), 5429 nucleotides. RefSeq lists its product as uncharacterized. Lineage: Eukaryota; Metazoa; Chordata; Hyperoartia; Petromyzontiformes; Petromyzontidae. The record is from RefSeq and is a predicted model, not a curated record. Gene Ontology annotation, molecular function: DNA binding.